This is a messenger RNA of Vicia faba (fava bean), 585 nucleotides long. The record is from the annotation of a GenBank genome assembly. Lineage: Eukaryota; Viridiplantae; Streptophyta; Magnoliopsida; Fabales; Fabaceae.
AUGGAUGUGCAAGCUUAUCUGAGUAAGUUUGAUGCCUUGAAAGUAAGUUACGCAACACUCAUGCCUUGCACAAAAGAUGCAACAGUUCAUGCAGAACAACAGAGUAAAUAUUUCAUGGUCAUGGCACUUAAAGGACUACCAUCAGAACUCGAAUCCGUUCGUAACCAAAUUUUAUCAGGUACUACUAUUCCUAACUAUGAUACAGUUAGUGAACAAUUGUUGCGCUUGGCUACACCUCAUGCGUUUGGUCCGGUUUUCCCUCCAUCUAUUGUUGCAUCAACACCAAGUGACACUGCUGCUCUUGUAUCUCUUGACAACAAUCAGAAUCGCCUUCGAGGAGGGACAUUCAACUCUAAACCUCGUCUUAAGUGUGACCAUUCUGUCCGUACAGUUUUCUGCAGCCGUCUGUACCGCUAUGCACAUUUUUCAGCCGCUGCCUGCACAGUUCCAGCCGCUGUUUCAGCUGCUUUCUGCACAAUUUCAGCCGCUGUCACUAUAUUUUCUGGGUUGAUUUCUUCAUCGAAUCCUGUUUUCUUUGGUAUCUUAUACAUAAAGAUUUGGUUGUUGCUCCUUCAUGAUCAAUAG